This is a messenger RNA of Dendrobium catenatum, 2198 nucleotides long. RefSeq lists its product as uncharacterized. Lineage: Eukaryota; Viridiplantae; Streptophyta; Magnoliopsida; Asparagales; Orchidaceae. The transcript is spliced from 5 exons. The record is from RefSeq and is a predicted model, not a curated record. Gene Ontology annotation, cellular component: cytoplasm. Gene Ontology annotation, molecular function: deoxynucleoside kinase activity. The coding region runs from base 169 to 1848 and encodes 559 amino acids.
UCUCCGUGACAUAAUAAACCCUGACACUCGUUCUCCCCCUUCUCAAAACCCAUACAAACCCUCAGCGAAACCCUAACCUAAAACCCUUAAGCCCUGCCAUACCAGUCCAUCAUACUCCUCACUCUUUCUUCUUCAUGACCACCCGCAACACGGUCACCGGAAGCUACCAUGCAAAAGCUCUUGCGCGAAAGCAGCCGCCUUUCCUUCUCCAUUCCUCUUCCUGAACUCCCAAUGACCGCCGCUCUCCGCCUCCGCUACCCCACUGCUUCCACUGCCGGCUACGGCCGUCAAGGAAGUCUCUGGCUUCGGCCUUCCUUCAACUAUCGCUUCUUCCUCGACGUUGGCAGCAGUCGCCUCCUCCGGCGCGUAUGGUCCCCGCUGCUCAGGCAGGCUCGUGAACCGUGCUCGUCAGGGGUUUUUGCUGGAAGUGCGGGGAGGGGAUUUAGAAAUCCUGAGGGUUUAAGGGGUCGGGAGAAGAAAGGGAGCACGGAAGAUGCGGAGGAGGAUUUGAAGUGUACAGAGAAAAUUAGCGAAGAGGCAAACGAGAGGAGUAGCAGGGCUGUACAGCCGCAAAGGAGGCAGAGGAGUGGGAGCUCCGGAGACGCGUUGGUUGCUAGCGUGGACCUUUUGAGCAUCCCGGGGGUUGGUCCAAGGAAUUUGAGGAAGCUGGUGGAUAAGGGAUUUCGUGGUGUUGAUGAGCUUAAACAGUUUUAUAAGGACAAGUAUUAUGGCAAAGCCAGCCAGAAAAUGGUUGAAUUCUUGCAGAGCUCUGUUGGGAUCAUUCACAAAAAUCAUGCAGAAAGUAUAACAUCUUUCAUAAAAGAGAGUGUUGAUGAAGAAUUAAAACAAGAGGAUCUGAACACUGACCUGAAACCUUCGCAGAAGAAAAGAUUGACAUUCUGUGUUGAGGGAAACAUCAGUGUUGGAAAGACAACUUUUCUGCAAAGAAUUGCCAAUGAAACAAUUGAGCUACGGGAUCUUGUAGAGAUAGUGCCAGAGCCCAUCUCUAAAUGGCAGGAUAUUGGUCCAGAUCACUUCAAUAUUCUUGAUGCUUUCUAUUCUGAGCCAAAGAGAUAUGCAUACACUUUCCAGAACUAUGUGUUUGUAACUCGGGUAAUGCAGGAAAGAGAAUCUUCUGGUGGUAUCAAGCCACUAAGGCUGAUGGAAAGAAGCGUUUUCAGUGAUAGAAUGGUAUUUGUUCGAUCUGUUCAUGAAGCAAAUUGGAUGAAUGAGAUGGAGAUAAGCAUCUAUGAUUCAUGGUUUGAUCCUGUUGUCUCAUGCCUGCCUGGACUAAUCCCUGAUGGUUUCAUUUAUUUGAGAGCUAGCCCUGAUACUUGCCACAAAAGAAUGUUGCUGCGAAAAAGGGAAGAGGAGGGUGGUGUGACAUUGGACUAUUUAAGAGACCUGCAUGAGAAACAUGAAAGCUGGUUAUUUCCCUUCCAAAGUGGAAACCUUGGUGUACUUUCUGUUAGUCAAUUGCCCUUCCAUAUUGACAAUUCAUUGCAUCCGGAUAUAAAAGAUCGUGUAUUCUACUUAGAGGGUAAUCAUAUGCACGCGUGUAUUCAGAAGGUUCCUGCUUUGGUACUGGAUUGUGAGCCCAACUUAGAUUUCAGUCGAGAUAUUGAAGCUAAAAGACAGUAUGCGCGGCAAGUUGCAGAAUUCUUUGCUUUUGUGAAAAGAAAGAAAGAGGAGAGUCCUGAGAAGAGCACAAAUGCAGGAUCCAGAAACCAGCAAAUUCUUCUUCCUGGAAAGGAUGGCUUAUGGGUCCCUGAUGGCCCUCCCUUUCCUGAUUCGGCCUUGAAAUCUCUUGAUUUCAGGAGAGCCAUGUCAUCAUUCAUGCCUACUUAGCUGCUUCAAUGUCAAGUAGUGCCCAUAUAAUGAAAGCCUCUCUGCCCCCAAGAACAAGCUUUUGCAGAAGGUAUUGUUGACCUUCGUAUGUACAGUUUUUUCUUCUAUUAGAUGUAAGGAGAUCAGUUGCUAACAGACCAUUGAUGGUGACUUUUGUCUGAUUUGUGUUCCUGAUUUUGGGAAUGUGUUGUAUUGUAAUGUAGAAUGUAAUUACUAGCUUGGUUUUGAGAUUUGGAUCAUCCAACUAACAUAUUUGUAUGCUUAAUUAGUCGUCCAUCAGUUUCUGGUUGUAGUUCUAUUAUUCCAGGCUUAUGAGAGUUGCACUACGCUAGAGAUUUGUUUUGCUUGAA